UGACUCGAACCCAAGACCUACCGGUCGUGGGUGGAGGUGCUUAACCACUGAGUCAUCCCUCACUUGUCUUAUGAGUUCAUAUUUAUCGUUACGUAAUUUUAAUAAAUUUUCACAUAAAUUUAUGUUCUGCAUGGAUUCAUAUAAAUCCGGUUCUUAUCUAUAGGGUUGGAUCCGCCCCUACAAAUACACAAUCAUCCAAUUGUUUAAUUCUUCAGAUUCUCAUUCUCUUGUUUCUGAUCCUGAGAGAGACUGCUCUUUAAUUUCACCCAAGUCUCACUCAAAGAUGAAGGGUAUAUGUUCAUGGCGGAGCUAGAGUAUCCGAGGGGUUCAUCUGAAUCUCUUUCGUCGAAAAAUUAUUCUAUAUAUAAGCUUAUCCUUAUCAAACUGGAUUUACAAGAUGCUAGAGAAAAGCGAAAGGCCUUGAAGACAGUCUCCGCUCUUUCAGGAAUCGAUGAGAUUUCGAUGGAUAUGAAAGGUAAGAAGUUAACCAUCAUUGGGACCGUUGAUCCAGUGAGCGUAGUGAGCAGAUUACGUAAGUUUUGGUGGACAGAGAUACUCAUAGUAGGACCAGCUAAAGAGCCAGAGAAGAAAGAAAAACCAAAAAUAGAAGAACCUAAGAAGGAAGAAAUUAAGAAAGAGGAGGAGCCACUUAAGGAAGAACCAAAGCAAGAGGAACCACCCAAAGAAGCAAAGAAAGAGGAACCACCUAAGGAGGAAGCAAAGAAAGAGGAACCACCCAAAGAGGAAACAAAAAAAGAUCCUAAAAAAGAAGAAGAAGAAGAAGAAGAAGAAAAAAAGGAAGAAGCAACCAAAAAGGAAGAAGUGAAGAAAGCACAACUACAUCUUCAACCACAACCACAACCGCAGAUAAUUCCUUUGCCACAACCACAACCUUUUCCACCAGCUGCUUAUAGGCCAUAUUAUCCUCCUAUGAACACAUAUUACCAACAUGUUCACCACAGCAUGGAAGAGAAUCCUAAUGCUUGCACUAUCUGUUAAACAAGCUUGUGGAGGUGAUCUGAAUUGCUAUCGAUAAGAUACGAGGCUGAUUUCCUAAACGUAACGGGUUAAUUAAUUAGGAGGGGGGAAAGAAAGAAAAGAGAAGAAGUCACAUAUAUAGGUUAGUAUCUUUUUUGUUGGCCUGGUGAUAUUCUAUUAGAAUGAACCCAAGACUAGCAUUGGACAAGAGAGAAUGGGAACUUUUGUGAAUAGAAGACAAUCGAUGCAGUAUUCUAAUUUUCUGAAUCAGAAUGUGUAGAUAUGUUUGAAUAAGAAUUUCGCUUUUUGUUC
Messenger RNA from Lycium barbarum (goji berry), 1290 nucleotides. Its product is annotated as heavy metal-associated isoprenylated plant protein 39-like. The transcript has 5 exons. The record is from RefSeq and is a predicted model, not a curated record. Lineage: Eukaryota; Viridiplantae; Streptophyta; Magnoliopsida; Solanales; Solanaceae. The coding region runs from base 295 to 999 and encodes 234 amino acids. Gene Ontology annotation, molecular function: metal ion binding.